This is a messenger RNA of Gekko japonicus, 449 nucleotides long. Its product is annotated as goannatyrotoxin-Vere1-like. Gene Ontology annotation, biological process: feeding behavior; neuropeptide signaling pathway. NCBI's taxonomy places the organism in Eukaryota, Metazoa, Chordata, Lepidosauria, Squamata, Gekkonidae. The record is from RefSeq and is a predicted model, not a curated record. The transcript is spliced from 3 exons. The coding region runs from base 1 to 309 and encodes 102 amino acids. Gene Ontology annotation, molecular function: neuropeptide hormone activity; neuropeptide Y receptor binding. Gene Ontology annotation, cellular component: extracellular region.
AUGGUUGCCUCUCUGAAACCCUGGCCCCUCGUGAUCGCUGUGGCCCUGUGCGUCUUGUUCUGCUUGGGAACCUUAGUCGAUGCCUAUCCUCCCAAGCCAGAGAGUCCUGGAGACGACGCUUCCCCGGAAGAAAUGGCCAAAUACUUCUCAGCUCUCCGGCAUUACAUCAACUUGGUGACGAGGCAGAGGUAUGGCAAGAGAGCCAGCCCAGAGACCUUGAUGUCAGAGCUCAUUUUUGGAGACAGCAGCAGCAGCAACAACAAUGACCAAAAUGGCAGAUCACGAUUUGACGAUUCCUAUAUGUGGUGACGACCUUCUCACUCCCCAUCCGACAGCUUUGUCGGUUAUAAUUCUGUUGUGUCGUUUGCAUUUUUUGGAAAAACAAUCAAGCCUUGAUGAGCUGAUCCCUUUCUUUAGAGGGCCUGUCCUCUCCCUAUCCUCCAGUUCCC